This is a messenger RNA of Drepanopeziza brunnea f. sp. 'multigermtubi' MB_m1, 609 nucleotides long. The record is from RefSeq and is a predicted model, not a curated record. Lineage: Eukaryota; Fungi; Ascomycota; Leotiomycetes; Helotiales; Drepanopezizaceae.
AUGAAGUUCUCGGUUGUCUCUGUCCUGGCUUUGGCCAGUGGUGCCCUCGCUGGCGCAUACUCCAACGACACGGUUGUCUACGAGACCAUCACCACCACUGCCCUCACUACCUGGUUCUGGGAGGGGGCGGCUUCGGACUGCCAGACGACCAGUGCUAACUUUGGUGAAGACUGCCCUUCUGCCACCACCAUCGUUCACGGCACCCAGACCUACACCGUCACCGAGGCCACCACUCUCACGAUCACCGACUGUCCCUGCACCUUCACCCAGCCCAUCAUCAGCAAGCCCACCCCUUCCACCGUCCUCUACACCUCCUGCCCCCCCACCUCCGACGCGGGCACGCCAGCCACCUACCCGGCGGGCCCCCCGGCCGCGUCGGGCCCCGUCUACAGCAACCCGCUGACCACGUACCCGGCGGGCGCGCCCACCACCAAGCCCGCGGGGGCCACCAAGCCGAUCGGGCCCGAGAAGCCCUCGGGGACCGCCUCGUACGCCACCCCGGCGACCUCGUACCCGGCGACCUUUACCGGUGCCGCGUCGGCUCACCAGGUCGGGGGGGGCUUGGUCGUGGGAGCUGCUGCUGCUGCUCUUGCUGCUUUUGCGUUGUAG